This is a messenger RNA of Haliotis rubra (blacklip abalone), 748 nucleotides long. Its product is annotated as D-dopachrome decarboxylase-like. Gene Ontology annotation, molecular function: phenylpyruvate tautomerase activity. Lineage: Eukaryota; Metazoa; Mollusca; Gastropoda; Lepetellida; Haliotidae. The transcript has 4 exons. Bases 218 to 559 code for a protein of 113 amino acids. The record is from RefSeq and is a predicted model, not a curated record.
UCUAACAGCAGAGGUCAGACAUGAAGACAGUUGCGAUGAUCGUGAAGGCCUAUUGGAUUAGCUGCUGUCAUUUCGAGAGCAGUUUUCAGUGUGGCUUUACCCCUGUCGUUAUUCAAUCUAUACGGGCUGCAAGACUCUACCCGAGAUUAGCCACUGUCUCCUAACAAGGGACAAUAAGUGACAGGCGCCGUCCCUCGGCCAGUGGUCCAGCCCCACCAUGCCGCUCUGUCUGAUGUACACCAACCUGAAGGACAGCGAGGUCCCUGGAGGUCUGGAGGUCACUCUAGCGGAGACCAUAGCCAAGACCCUUGGGAAACCUAUGCAGAAAAUGACAGUCACUGUACAGACCGGGCUGCGCAUGUACCGCCUGGAGAGCAGGGCCCCGACUUGCUUUCUUCAGAUCCACUCAAUAGACGUGUUUGACAAAGACAGGAACCCAGCCUACACCAAGCCUAUCAUAGACUUCCUCAAGAAUGCCUUGAACAUUGAAGGAAAUAGAAUUGUUAUCCAGUACCUGCCAAUCCAUCUUCACGACGUGGGGCUGGAAAAGCCGUACUAAGGCGUUGCCAACGUUACUACCAGACCGUACGUUACCAUGGACUACUACUACGUCAAGGUCAAAUGGCCAAAGACACAUGUGGAUAUGUAUAACUGAGAUUACAGGCAUGCAGUUCCGGUACAGCAACACGCACGACACUGCAUCAUCUUUUAACCAUCGUUGUGUGAAAUAAAAGUAUUCUUGUGAAAA